GUUCCCUCUGUGGCGGUGGGUUUCGGCAACGGGUGAUGGUUCUGCUCACGUACGGAAGCUCCUCCUAAGCAUCUUCUUCGCUAAAGGACCACCCAUUCUCUCUAGUAUCUCUUUCAGAAACUCUACGAUUAUUUAGCGCCAGGAGUUGAAUUUUCCUUACUUCUUUUGGUUCACUCAGUCAUUUUGUCGAACACUUGUAAUCAUGUUGCUCAGGUCAAUUCGGCAGUUUUCGGCUCAUCGAGCGGGCAGAAGAAUUCCAAGGAAGAUUACAAAACAGAUACCCAUCUCUCUAAGAAGAGAACUAUCAACCAAACCUCAGAAGAAUGCACCCCCUGAACCUAAAUCCACAGGCAAGCCUCCUGAAUCCAGUGGCUCUUUUCCGAAAGUUGUUUUUGGAAGUGUUCUUAUUGGUGCUGCUGUUAUGGCGGCUUACCAAACUGGUUAUUUGGACCAAUAUAUUGGCCGUAAGGAUCAGCAGGAUUCUCUAAAUUUAGUUAAGGAUGAGGUUGAGAACAAGGAUGACAAAGAUAUUCAAAAGUUGGUGGAUCAAUUUGUCAAUGGUGAGGAAUUGGAUGAUGCCUCUGAGAAGGAUGUCACUGAGAAGGAUGCCUCUGAGAAGAUUGAAACUCAGUCAGACCAUCCUAUUGUUGAAGCUUUAAGUAAUAGUCAAGGUGAUGUUCAGCCUCAGGUGCAAGAAAAACCCAAGACAAACCCUGAAGAAGUUGCCAUCAAAGAAAAAGAUGUGACAGAUCUCCCACAAAGCAGUAUGACAUCUGAGGAUCAUAUUUCAAAUUCUGGGACUGCUUCUGAGGGGAGUGUGGAGGUAAAGAGUGCAGAAGAAAAUAUUAACAUGGGAUCAAAUGAGGAGGUUCAAACUUCUCCAGUAUCUAUUGAGACUAGCAAUGCUGAGAAAGAAAGUGAAGCAAAAGAAGCACCACCUGUGCAGUUUACUGUAGAGGAAAGGGAGGAGGAUGCAAUUGUUAAAGAUGUAGAAGAACCUAGCUCUCUCCUUGAGGCAUAUCAAUUAGGAGAUAAGGCCGGGGACAAUGAAACGUCUUUGCAUAGACAUGGUGGUCAUGACAACAAUGCCCUUUCCAAGGAAAAAGAGGCCUUAAGUAAUGCACUUGAGGAGUUAGAUGAUGGUUACAUAACCAAAGAUGGAAAAUUAGUUCUUGACUUUUUACAAGCCAUUCAUGCAGCUGAAAGUAGACAAGCUGAAUUAGAUGCUCGUUUGUAUAUGGAAGAAAAGAGAGCAUUGAAGGAAAAGUAUGAGAAGGAGUUGAAGGAUGCUGCAGUAAGAGAAAUGAUGCUUGCAGAAGAGGCAGCAAUGCUAGACAAGGAACUAAAGAGAGAAAGAACAAAAGCAGCUGCUGCACUCAAGUCACUUCAAGAAAAACUUGAAGAGAAAUACAAGACAGAGCUGGAACAGUUGGAGCAUGAAGCUGAAUUCAAGCUGAACAAGGUGGAAGAGUUGGCGAAAGCAGAAUUGGCUGCAAAAAUUGCUAGUGAGAAGGCAACCCAAAUUGAAAAAAUAGCAGAAGCAAAUCUUAAUAUUAAUGCCUUGUGUAUGGCAUUCUAUGCACGGUCUGAGGAGGCUCGCCGGAGUCACUCUGCUCACAAGCUUGCUUUGGGAGCACUUGCUCUGGAAGAUGCACUUUCGAAAGGGUUGCCAAUUCAGUCAGAGAUAAUGGCUUUGCGCAAUUAUCUUGAAGGAAUUGAUAAAGAUUCAAUUUUAGAUCUGGUAUUAUCAUCUCUCCCUGAAGAAACAAGAAACAGUGGCACAGACACUUUAUUGCAACUGGACCAGAAGUUUGAUGCCUUAAAAGGGACACUCCGACACUUCAGCUUAAUCCCUCCUGGCGGUGGUGGUGUUUUAACUCAUUCUUUGGCGCAUGUAGCAUCCUGGCUGAAGGUGAAGGAAGCUAGCCAAUCUGGUGAUGGAAUAGAAUCUCUCAUCAACAAAGUUGAGUCCUGUUUGGCUGAAGGGAAAAUUGCUGAAGCAGCAGAUGUUCUUGAAGAAGGUGUCCAAGGCAGCCAAGCCUCAGAAAUAGUUGGGGACUGGGUUAAGAGAGCCAGAAAUAGAGCCAUUACAGAGCAAGCUCUAACCCUUCUCCAAUCUUAUGCCACUUCCAUCAGCCUUACAUAAAUCUGUGAUUUUGAUUACUAUUUUUGUAUUUUUGGGGGCUUGCAAGUUUUAAUGUUAGCCCUUUUGAGAGUCAGAAAAUUCAUUGAUUUGGUAGUCGGCCUAAUUUUUUUUCUUCAGUACUGAUAUAUACAAACACAAAUCAAGAAAACGUUCAACUAAUAAUUGUUCAGAACAAGGAAAUGACUUGUAUUUUCACAACUGAGAAUUCUGUGGAGCUUUGAUGUUAUAGAGAAAUGGCUUCUUGUCCAUUUCUGAAAAAGAAAGAAAAAUCUUAUGAAUAAAAUUUUGCUUCUUCUUCUUUUAUGUGUA
Molecule: messenger RNA, 2455 nt
Organism: Cannabis sativa
Lineage: Eukaryota; Viridiplantae; Streptophyta; Magnoliopsida; Rosales; Cannabaceae
Product: MICOS complex subunit MIC60, mitochondrial
Exons: 12
Coding region: 203-2146 (647 amino acids)
Biological process (GO): cristae formation
Cellular component (GO): MICOS complex
Source: RefSeq, a predicted model, not a curated record